AUGGGUUCUGUUGAAGAUCAUAAACCUAAAUUAGGGGGGUUGGUUGGUGGAACUCAUUCUCUGCUUGAGGAGAUGAAGUUGUUGAAAGAAAUGCAGGAGAAUUCUGGGGUCAGGAAGCCAAUAAGUUCCGAGCUAUGGCACGCAUGCGCUGGUCCACUGGUGACAUUGCCUCAGGUGGGAAGCCUCGUAUAUUACUUCCCACAAGGACACAGUGAACAGGUGGCAGUUUCCACAAAUAGAACAGCAACCUCUCAAAUCCCUAACUAUCCAAAUCUCCCAUCUCAGUUGUUGUGCCAAGUUCACAAUGUUACACAACAU
Messenger RNA from Ilex paraguariensis (yerba mate), 318 nucleotides. The record is from the annotation of a GenBank genome assembly. NCBI's taxonomy places the organism in Eukaryota, Viridiplantae, Streptophyta, Magnoliopsida, Aquifoliales, Aquifoliaceae.